CCCAACAACGGUUUGGCGAUCCUCAACACCGGGAAACAGCUGCAAGCCAUCUUUUGACACAAACAAGCUCGCCGCCAUGAUUAAUGCUGUGCUUGUUUUCAACAAUGCGGGUCAGCCGCGGCUGACCAAGUUCUACACACAGCUGGACACCAGCGUCCAGCAACGCCUCAUCUCAGAAAUCUUCACCCUCGUUGCCAACCGCCCAAAUUCAGCAUGUAACUUCCUGCCCCUCCCUCCCCUGCUCGCCAGCAGCUCCAAAUCUAGCACCCCCAGCACCCCCCACAACGACACGCCCUCGCUCGUCACCUACCGCCACUAUGCAACCCUUUACUUCAUAGUCAUCUCCACCUCGACCGAGUCGCCCCUCGCCCUGCUCGACCUAAUCCAGGUCUUCGUGCAAGCCCUCGACGGCCUCUUCGAAAACGUGUGCGAACUCGAUCUCAUCUUCAACUUUGAGACGCUGCAUGCAACGCUAGGUGAAAUGAUUGUUGGGGGUGUCGUCGUCGAGACACAGUUAGAUAAAGUAGUACAAGGCGUCAAGGCACAGGGACGCGUUGCGAAGAGGCCAGUGAAUGAGGGGAGGGGUGGCAGUGGAGGUGGAGGGGUUAUGGGAGGUUUAACGUUUGCGGGUCUAGGGAGGGGCGAUGGGGUUUGGACGGGAAGGUGAAGAUGACAUCUCGACAAAACGACAUCUACUUUGGCACCUGCCUCUGCCCGGAUCAAAGAGCCACCAGAGCAGUCACCCUAGGGCUGUUAUAUUCGACCAGCUUGCCGCGACCCGUGAAAACAGGAAGACCAUACGGACGGUUCAACGCUUUUGCAAGCUUCAUAAUUCAGUUCUUCUGGGUCUCAGAAUACGACGAGUGGGAACACCGAAAUCGGGACAUCUAGAUGGAAGGGUCGUUAAGUCGGCUAUGAAGCCUCUUGUAAACCCUUAACGGGACGCAAGCUUGUUUCGUCACAGAAGAGAGCCACCUAUUUAUUUCUUGUGACUUGCGGGUUCGACUUUUUGAGAUGCUUGAACUAGGCAACGUUCACGCUUCUGACGUAGAAGUACUAUCGACGUCUUGGGCAAUCUUUCGUCGUAUAUAAUUAAACAACUAUUCUACCACGAAU
This is a messenger RNA of Cucurbitaria berberidis CBS 394.84, 1116 nucleotides long. RefSeq names its product Adaptor protein complex sigma subunit. NCBI's taxonomy places the organism in Eukaryota, Fungi, Ascomycota, Dothideomycetes, Pleosporales, Cucurbitariaceae. The coding region runs from base 77 to 667 and encodes 196 amino acids. The record is from RefSeq and is a predicted model, not a curated record. Gene Ontology annotation, biological process: protein transport; vesicle-mediated transport. The transcript is spliced from 3 exons. Gene Ontology annotation, cellular component: intracellular membrane-bounded organelle.